AUGGAGUCGUUUCGAUUCAACCACAACAAUGAGGCUCAUGCUAUGCUCUUUUAUCCAGUCAGCAAUCCGGACAAGAUUAAACAAAGAAUAAUAGAUGCCGCAAAAUCGAAGGGCCAUGAGGCCGACGAGGAGAGAGAAGCAGUCAAUUUUUCAUUCGUUGAUGCUUCAUUGAUAACGAGUAGAUUGCAUCUCGAAACCGCUAUAAAUCAAGCCAUUCUCGCUGAAUCGCAAGGAUCAUUGAGGACAAAGACUGUUCAUUCCGAGAUCCUCUUUGCUCUCAAUCCUACAAACAAUAUCACCGAGGCAAUUCGUCGAUACGGCGUAUCGGACACAACCAAGGCGCUCCUCGUCGUACAAAUAAUGAACUCUUCAGCUACUACGGCGUCCAUUUCAGACGUAGAGAUCAAGAUGAAAAAAGUCGUAAACGGGACGAUAGUUUCCUUCGAUGAACUGGCCAGAUUGACUGAUUGGAAUACAGUAGAGAAGUAUCAUAAGUUGGGAAACGAGGUAAAGGAAAAGCAAGACGCUACACAAGCGCGAGCCUUCAUCGAUAAUGUCGCAGUCAGUUCUGUUGCUAUGAAAAGUGUUAUGCAAUGAGAAGAUACGUAGUGUUUAUCUUACCUGGAAGAGCGGAUUGGUUUCCAA
Messenger RNA from Lentinula edodes (shiitake mushroom), 645 nucleotides. Its product is annotated as CGI-121-domain-containing protein. The record is from RefSeq and is a predicted model, not a curated record. Lineage: Eukaryota; Fungi; Basidiomycota; Agaricomycetes; Agaricales; Omphalotaceae. Gene Ontology annotation, cellular component: cytosol; nucleus; EKC/KEOPS complex. The transcript is spliced from 4 exons. The coding region runs from base 1 to 597 and encodes 198 amino acids. Gene Ontology annotation, biological process: telomere maintenance via recombination; tRNA threonylcarbamoyladenosine modification.